AUGGAGCAGUCAAUGUUGUCAUUUGUCUUGACACAUUUACCGGACAACUGGGACACAAAUGUCUCGUACAAAACUAGCACUGUGUUUGAAGUCAUUUUAUGCAGGUCGAAAAAUGCUGGUGAAUACGAGUCGGUCGAAUCCAUGUUUUAUGGCGCUAACAUCAGUCAGAUUUCAAGGGUGCAGAACCCGUUUCAGUAUGGAAGGUACAUGUUGAGGCGUGAAAUGCUUAAUUCUACUUAUGAAAAUACUGUUUUUCACGCCGUUCAUAAGGACGAUUUGAACACGGCGUUGAAAUUUAACUGCGAUUAUAGAAGAUAUUCCAGGAAACGAGAGGGGAUUUAUGAAAACUCUCAACAUCCGAUGUUUUAUAAUUCAUUCUCGGAUUUGAUAAACAAAAUUAUACAUCCUAUUUCAGACAUCAAUGUCUUAGUUUUAAAAAUAAUGACUAAAGCACCAAAGACACAGUGCGAUUAUUAUAUCCAGUAUGUUGUUGAAUUUUGA
Molecule: messenger RNA, 501 nt
Organism: Macrosiphum euphorbiae (potato aphid)
Lineage: Eukaryota; Metazoa; Arthropoda; Insecta; Hemiptera; Aphididae
Source: the annotation of a GenBank genome assembly